AUGUUAGAUGAGAAACGAAUCAGAGCCAUCAUUCAACUUCUCCCAAAGAUUGAUCUUCAUACACAUAUUGGAGGAUGUAUUCGUUCCGAUACAAUUUAUGAAUUAAUUAAAUUACAUCCAGAAAUUUAUCCAAAUCCUGAAGAAAUCAUCACCCAAGUCAAAUUAACUGAAGGAGAUAAUAGAAAUUUAAAACAAUGUUUUGACAUAUUUAAAAUAAUCAAUUCUGUAACUUGUGGAGAUUUGAGAAUAUUAGAACGAAUCACAACCGAAAUACUAGAAGAUUACGACAAUGAAAAUACUAUUUAUUUGGAAUUGAGAACAACUCCAAAAAGUGAUGCAAAUUAUACAAAGAAACAAUAUUUACAAUGUGUUAUUGACACUAUUGAAAACUUUUUAAAUACAAGGGAACAUAAUUUUGUUGAUGUAGGCUUGCUUGUAAGUGUCAACAGGGAAGAAAAUAUUGAACUUGCAAGAGAAACAGUAAAUGUCAUGCAAGAACUUGUAAAUGAAAGAAAGGAGCAAAUUAAUAAUGGAAAAAUAUUUAAAAGUAGUGGUAUUGUUGGAUUGGAUCUUUCUGGAAAUCCUUAUAAAGGAAACUUUUCUGCAUUCUUAAAGUUAUUCGAAGAGUGUAAUAUGCACCAAACUAUUCAUUUUGCAGAAAUUGAUAAUUAUGAAGAAUCAAAAUUAAUGUUACAACAUUGUAGCAAAUUUGUUGGAAAGUUAAAAUUCAGAUUGGGACAUGGAGUUUGUUUGAAUGACGAAUUGAAACAAAUUUUAAAAGUUGACAAUUAUUAUGAUAAGGAGGACGAUAGUCUCUUUGAAAAAAUUCCAGUUGAAAUUAAUUUAACAUCAAACUUGAUGAGUAAAUCAGUGAAUAAUCUCCAUGAACAUCCAUUAGUCAUGUACUACCUCUCAAAUCAUCCAAUUUCAAUCAAUACAGAUGACAGAGGAGUGUUUCAAACUAGUUUAGAAAAGGAAUAUUUACAAGCUAUUCAAAUUAUUGAUAAAAUUCAUAAUGAGAGACAUGAAUUAAAGUUUGAACCAAGUGGAGAGGUUAAUGCUUCACUUUUUGAAUUGAUUAGAAUUGUAGAAGAGUCUAUUGGUGGAAUUUUUGCUUCUGAAUCUGUUAUUGAAAAUGUUAGACAAGUUUAUAAGGAACGUGUUGCUCUGGUAUUGUAUGCUGAUUAA
Molecule: messenger RNA, 1188 nt
Organism: Naegleria gruberi
Lineage: Eukaryota; Heterolobosea; Eutetramitea; Acrasida; Naegleriidae
Exons: 2
Coding region: 1-1188 (395 amino acids)
Biological process (GO): adenosine catabolic process; inosine biosynthetic process
Molecular function (GO): adenosine deaminase activity
Source: RefSeq, a predicted model, not a curated record